CCUCCCUCUUCUCGCGUUAUCUCAGAAUCGUCAACAAAAUGUCUGCUUACGACAGCGUACAAACUGGUGGCCUCAAUCUCAAGGGUGUAUCUGAUCAUUCCAUCAAAAAAAAGAAGAAAAAGAAGAGCAAGGACAAAGACAAGGAAAAACAACUUUUGGAGCUUUCUUUAGAAAAUGAGGGAAAAGGGCAAACAUCACCAACCACCAGCACACCUCGGAUGUAUGUUGCCAAGAAAACUAAAGCUGAGCUUGCUUUUGAAAAAGUCAAAGAAAAAAGGCAAGCUGAACAGAUUCUAGAGAAGGCUAGUACCAGUCAUAAAGAACAAAUAAUGAAAUUAAAUAAGCACUUGGAUACAUUGACAGAACAUUUUGAUAUUCCCAAAGUGAGCUGGACCAAAUAAUUCCUGCAAGGGACAGAACUCUUACAGUACUAGAUGCGUCGCUGCAACAUGCAAGAUGGAGGGAUUUGUGUUUUAUGUUAAAUGUCAGUGUCAUAGUAUAGACAUUGACAUAUAGACACAAAGAUAUAAAGUGGAAAAAAAUAUGUAGUUUUAUGUCAUGGAUGUGAAAUAUUUUGAUUCAUUACUUUGUGUAUGAAACAUCAUCAUAAACUCCUAUUAAAUUUUAUGUAAUUUUGUUGUAAAUAGUCAAAAAAUCAAUGUUGGAAUGUAUGUGUUCACUCACUGCCAUUGUUAUCAGUGACAAUAUGUCUGGUUUUGUUGUUUGAUAAUAACUUAAAUCAUACAAAAAUAUUUUUCCUGCAAACUAAACUUAUUAUAACAUUUUUGUGUAUUAAUAUAUGCAGCAUCUGAAUAGGAGAAUAUAAUGUCUAAACAAGAAAUGUCACUGAUUUGUUUGGAAGGUCAAUGGGCCUUUCUAGAAUAUUUUAAUUGAAAAAUACUUUGAAUACAAACUUUUAAUUAAAAUAUUUAAUCAUCAAUGUAUCUCAGAUGGAAGUGAGGCGGGGGUAGCGUAGCGGUUAGAGUGUUGCUCGUCACACCAAAGACCUGGGUUCGAUUCCCCAUAUGGGUACAAUUUGUGAAGCCUUUUCUGGUGUCCCCCGCCAUGAUAUUGCUGGAUUAUUGCUAAAAACAGCAUAAAACCAUACUCAGUCAGUCAGUCAAGUGGAAGUGUUAUUGACAUCAACGUCUAGUAAACAUUGUCAUUAUGAAACAGCAUGUCAUCAACAAUUAUUGUCUUUCUGCAGAAGUUGCUCAUUUGUGUUAAUAAAGAUAUCAUCUGUAAAUAGGAGUCCAUUGUUUAAUGACUUUUUGCUGAAAAUAGGCUAUUCAUGUCCAUUGUAUUAAUUGUCUGUCAUACUGGCUAAUUUAGGCAACAGUUAAUUGGUUAUUAUCUUUUCAUGCAAUUUUCACAAAGUAUGAAGGAGACAUUUUAUAUCUUAUGUUCACAAAGAAAACUUUUAUCUGUUUACGUGAACUAUUUAGGGAUGUGAUUUAAUUAAGCACAUUUGAUUGGCAGUGUUUUCCAUGUGCAAAGCAUAGUUCAUCAAGUGAAGAAAGAACAAUGUAAUUUUCAUCCUGUGUGGGUAUAAGGGACAGGCACUUGGUUUAGUAGUUAUUAGGGCUGCAACGAAUCCGCUAUGAGGCGAAUAUGAUACAUGUCACAUAUAUUGGGUAACGAAUAUGAUAUCAAGUGAGCAGUUGAUGUAAUAUUCAAUUUAUUUUUUGAAACAACAGCAGAAUAAUUAUUUGAAUGUAGUGACCAUGUUUACAGUAUCCAUUUGAGUUGAACUCCUGAAUUCAAAUGAAAACUGAACGUUUUUUUAAAAUUCAUGAAUAUUCAUUUCUAUGAUCAUGAAUAACUAAUUGAAUACAUGAAGUGAUAUGGUUGAAUUCAUGAAUUGCUGUGUGAAUCAUUACAGCCCAUGUAGUGAGGUGUGCAGGGAUGACAGUGUAAUCAUUAUAGUCUUCAUGUAACAUACACUGUUAGAGAAAGUUCUAUUUUACCCUCUUGCUAAAACAUUUCUGUCACUUUUAUGCAACUGAUGACAGUAUCUAUGUUUUCUCAUACAUCUUGGUAUUUUAUUGACUGUCAAGUAUUAUGAAAAUACCACCAUGUAUGUAGCAAUAAAUAUCACGUCAGCCAUCA
Messenger RNA from Haliotis rubra (blacklip abalone), 2109 nucleotides. RefSeq names its product protein FAM32A-like. The transcript has 4 exons. Lineage: Eukaryota; Metazoa; Mollusca; Gastropoda; Lepetellida; Haliotidae. Gene Ontology annotation, cellular component: nucleolus. The record is from RefSeq and is a predicted model, not a curated record. Bases 39 to 401 code for a protein of 120 amino acids.